AACAUGGUCUCCUGUCUGACGUUGUUCUUCCUUUCAAGUUUGAAAACAUGUCCCCUCACGAGUACCUACGUCAGCCUGACGUUGCAGCAUAUCUGGUGUUUUAUUAGUCGGAUUGUUAGUUGUGUCUGUUGCUUUUGCAAGAAGUUGACUUUUAUAUUUGUACGUUAUUAAAUAUGCCACUAUUAAAUAGUGCCAAAUCCCUUUCUAGGUUAUGUUUAGACAAUAUCAAAACAUAUUUUGAAAGCAGUAAUGAUAGUGUUGCUGACUUUUUAAAAAUACAAAAUUUUAAGAAGCAAAGUGAAAAGUGCAUCAUUGCUGAGGAUAUAGAAAUCGGUGACAAUCCAUUUCAUUAUUUGCCUACAGUUCUCUUGGAGGAAAUCAUCAAGGUUCUCAGUCAUGAUUUGAAAAAGCCCAUGAUGAAAACAAUCCUUAUGCAUCUGAAAACUCCUCAAAUUACAACUUUGAAGUUGUCUUAUUAUGAAGAAGAUUACUUGAAGCAUUUUCCGAAAUUCAGAAAAUUGGAAAAGCUAAACAUUUAAUUGAACUCUUCACUGGGAUACAGUUGUUUCAAAUUGAUUGGAACUUAUUGCAAAAGUUUAAGAGAGUUAAAUGCUUCUGGAUGCCAUGGUAUGACAGAUUCUGCAAUUCAGUGGUUGUGUGUCGAGGCUAAAAACCAAAGAAUGGAAAAUGAAACACUCGGACAAUGCAAAAGGAUUGAAAAAUUAAGAAUUACGCGCACUCAAGUCACAGUAAAAGGAGUACAAUUGGCUCUUAAACAUUUGCCAGCUUUGAAGAUCCUACACCAUGAAGCUACAGUUACAGCUUUAGCGAAUAUGACGACAUUUUCAUACAAAAAUGCGCAAGUUUUUCGGAAAUACCCCUUGUUAGCGCUAUUCAUAGCCCUUGGGACGCCGUACACAAGCGGUAGCCUUAACCAAGCUGUUUCAAUGUGUCCUCGUAUCGACAAUAUCAGAAUAUGCGCUAAUAACGAAGGUUUGACUGACAACGACCUUUUUUGCUUGAAGUCGAUUAAAACGCUCCGUGAACUUGCCAUUUUUCUAGUGCCUAAUGUCAAAGAAAACUUAAAAUUUACUUUUGGAGGUGGCGUGGCUCCACUUCUCGAGUUGGUUGGCAAUUCAUUGGAGAAACUCAAUCUUUCCGUUUUCGACGCUGACGACGUUUGGAUUAUCACCGAGUUUUGUCCCAAUUUACGCUCCCUGAUACUUUUGAAAAAUCUUAAAAGUACAGCGAUCAGUUCACAAGAAGAAAAGAUUAAUCAUCAAUUUCAAACUGAACGGAGUCGAAAGAAAGGACCGAUUUUGAAGAAACUUGUGUAUCUGUGUAUCGGUAAUUUGAACUUUCCUUUCGACAUUUUGAUACAUCUGUUGUCUUUUCCUUCCCUUCUAGACGUUCGCAUUCAUCACUGUGCCACGCUAACUGACGUCGUUUUUGAGGAAGUCGCGAGAAUUCACCGAUUUCGUAAUCGUGAGAGGUUAAUUUUAAUAUGUUGUUGUUCGAUUACGUAUGACGGGAUCGAUAUUCUAAUGGUGGACGGUAAUUCUCUUGAAGAACUGCGUUUAAUCUAUUGCUACAAGCUGAGUAUUAAAAAUUUCUGCGAUUGGACAGCAAAAAUUUGCCAGAAAAAUUGGAGUUUUUAUUUUUAUAUUUCUUACUUUUACAAUAAUCGGCCAUUUUUUUAUUCAAUGGGAGACGACCUUCAGGGGAAAGAGUAUUAUUGUUGAAAC
Daphnia pulicaria is the source of this 1745-nucleotide messenger RNA. RefSeq lists its product as uncharacterized. Gene Ontology annotation, biological process: SCF-dependent proteasomal ubiquitin-dependent protein catabolic process. The transcript has 3 exons. The coding region runs from base 630 to 1742 and encodes 370 amino acids. The record is from RefSeq and is a predicted model, not a curated record. Lineage: Eukaryota; Metazoa; Arthropoda; Branchiopoda; Diplostraca; Daphniidae. Gene Ontology annotation, cellular component: SCF ubiquitin ligase complex.